Molecule: messenger RNA, 1582 nt
Organism: Phyllopteryx taeniolatus (common seadragon)
Lineage: Eukaryota; Metazoa; Chordata; Actinopteri; Syngnathiformes; Syngnathidae
Exons: 6
Coding region: 336-1058 (240 amino acids)
Cellular component (GO): membrane
Source: RefSeq, a predicted model, not a curated record
GAGUUAGGAUCCUAAGUAAUGUGAAACAGCUGUGUGGGGCAUGGAAUCCUGAUAGUCGAAAAUCAGGACACACCUUCCCCCGCUUAGCUGGCCCUGCAGUGCACUGGGGGCAGGUUAAUGAUUAAACUUCCCACAGUACAGGCUGAAACCAACUUUACAGCCUGAUGUCACUUGAGGAUCACACAAGCAAACUGAGCUUCCCGGAUUGAAGUACUCAUACUUUCGAUUUUAAAAUGUUAUAUACAGAUAGCUUCAACUAUAUAUGCUAACUAAGUUUUUGCUUUGGUCUGCCGUGGUGUCCUUUGGUUGACCGUCUUGCGGAUUGACGCCUGGAGAUGGACCGCUACAGGUACUUCAUUUUGAACCAAAAGCGUGUACUUGUCCUCGGUGUCCUCCAAGUGGCGUGUGCGGCUCUCUGUGUGAUCUGCGGCUUCAUGGAUGCUGUUUUCCGCAAGGAUACCCCAUUGAGCACCACCAGGACACCAGUGUGGGCCGGAAUGAUCAUGGCUUGUCCUGGUGUUUUGGCUCUGUUUGCAUCUCAAAGGAGAAACUCAAUACUAAAACAAGAAUGCCAAAAUCACAGACAUGAUCAUUUCCUUGACUACUUCCUCCAGGUGAGUGCGAUGGUGGCAGCCGCGUGCCUCUCUUGUGUGGCUUCAGUAUUUGUAUUGGGCUAUACUUGUCUAACGCUCACUUAUGGAGCGGAAGAUCAGGAAGUCUUCCACCAUCAUGACAGUCCCAAAGUGACAUUUGUGCUGCAUCGGAUGGUUAAGGGCGCCAACGCCACCAUGUUGCUGAGCUGCUUCAUCAGCCUGCUCCUGUCCUCUCUCAUCGCUUACGUGGGUUGCUGUAGUCUACCCCGGUGUGGCUGCUAUGACGCUCGAACUGGACUGGAGACACUGAUUCCACAGUGUGACCCAGGAGAUGCUGAGAUGGUGUGUACCUGGCAAGCUGGGGGUGACGACAGGCUCUUCAACUCUCCAGCUCAGCCUACAGACUGUGGCACCACAGAGCAGGAAGGUUCCUCCAAGCUGCCUCCAUACAGCAGACUAACCUAAGACAAAUCACUCUCAUACCCAACUAACAGAAGGCAUGAUGCUGCUUUAAAAGAUGGUAUCAUUUCAGUUCCUUUGUUUUCUUGACUGAGCAGAUAGCAAGCACUGAGCACUCCAGUAGCAUGAAGAUUACUGUACAUAGUCCUUUACAUAAUAUAUUAAAGUUUCAACUAUCAGAUCAAAUUGACUGUAAGUUAAAUGAGUAUUUCACUGCCUCUGAGGUGACAAUGUGCGUUGUUUUUAAUUUGUAAACCACAUACAUUAAUUAAUAAAUUUUGACUUAAAAGUAGUUAAAUUGUUUACUUCCCGUCUUCAGAGAUGGGACUGCAUGUUAAAGAUUAUCUAUUGCAAGGUUACAUACAUGACAAAACCUCUGCAAGCAUGCCUCAAACAGUUUAUAGGAAAGGUAAAGUAUCUUCUUUAACAGACAGAAAAGCGGUUUUGUAUUACAUAGCAACAGUGGGGGGAAAGAAAUCUGAGAAUUAAUGAAUGUGAUGUGUGUGUGUGGGUGUAUAUAUAUAUAUAUA